AUGGUUUCAGUGAAGUCCCGCUGUCUCGUGCCGGUGUCCGGCGCGGAGGCUGCUGCCGGCCUGGCCGCGGCCCUGCUCGCCUUCCUGCUGCUCCGCCAGCUCGUCAAGCAGAGGAGGCCCCCCGGCUUCCCCCCGGGCCCCUCUCCCAUCCCCGUCAUAGGAAACAUUUCCUCUCUCGCCACCGAGCCGCACGUUUUCCUCAAGAGGCAAAGCGAAGUUCACGGACGGAUUUUCAGUCUUGACCUUGGAGGCAUCCUGACCGUGGUACUAAAUGGGUAUGACUGCGUCAAGGAAUGUCUUUAUCAUCAGAGCGAGAUGUUUGCUGAUCGACCAUCAUUGCCUUUAUUCAAAAAAAUGACCAAAAUGGGAGGUCUUCUCAAUUGUAAAUAUGGGAAAGGCUGGCAUGAACAUCGCAAGCUGGCUUGCAACUCUUUCCGUUACUACGGCAGCAGCCAGAGACUGUUUGAGAAAAGGAUCACAGAGGAGUGUAUGUUCUUUGUUGACGCCAUUGACAAACAUAAGGGCAAGCCGUUCAAUCCCAAACACCUUGUGACCAACGCGGUGUCUAAUAUCACCAAUCUGGUCAUAUUCGGGCAUCGUUUCACCUACGAUGACUCCAACUUUCAGCACAUGAUUGAGUUAUUCAGUGAGAACGUGGAGUUGGCAGUCAGUGGCUGGGCUCUCCUGUACAAUGCCUUCCCCUGGAUUGAAUAUUUGCCAUUUGGGAAACACCAGAAGCUGUUUCGCAAUGCUGCAGAGGUGUAUGACUUUCUAUGGAAGGUGAUAAACACAUAUUCCCAGGGCAGAGUGCAACAUGAACCACGCCACUAUGUUGAUGCUUAUUUGGACGAGUUGGAGCAAAACGCAGGAAAUCCCGAUUCCUCCUUUUCUUAUGAGAACCUCAUCUAUUCAGUGGGUGAGCUAAUUAUCGCUGGCACAGAAACCACGACCAACACCCUGCGCUGGGCUGUGCUGUACAUGGCCAUGUACCCCAACAUACAAGAGAGGGUUCACAAGGAGAUCGACAGUGUCCUGUCUGAUGGAAGACCACCCUCAUUGGAGGACAAGCACAGAAUGCCUUACGUGGAAGCGGUUCUACACGAGAUUCUUCGCUUCUGCAACAUUGUGCCUCUUGGUAUUUUCCGUGCCACCUCCCAGGAUGCAACAGUCGAUGGGUAUACGAUUCCCAAAGGCACCAUGGUGAUCACAAACCUCUACUCCGUGCACUUUGAUGAGAAGUACUGGAACGAUCCAGGCGUCUUCUUACCAGAGAGAUUUCUUGACAGCAGUGGCAACUUUGUGAGGCGUGAGGCCUUCCUUCCAUUUUCAUUAGGGAAGCGACACUGCGUAGGUGAGCAGCUGGCCCGAAUGGAGAUGUUCCUCUUUUUCACCACUUUGUUGCAGAGAUUUCAUCUUCAGUUCCCCGCAGGAACUGUGCCGACAGUCACUCCCAAACUAGGAAUGACUUUACAGCCCAAACCUUACUCCAUUUGUGCUGUCCGCAGGCAGUAG
Nematolebias whitei (Rio pearlfish) is the source of this 1512-nucleotide messenger RNA. It is a transcript of the gene cyp2r1, whose product is annotated as vitamin D 25-hydroxylase. Gene Ontology annotation, biological process: xenobiotic metabolic process. Bases 1 to 1512 code for a protein of 503 amino acids. The record is from RefSeq and is a predicted model, not a curated record. Gene Ontology annotation, cellular component: cytoplasm; intracellular membrane-bounded organelle. The transcript is spliced from 5 exons. NCBI's taxonomy places the organism in Eukaryota, Metazoa, Chordata, Actinopteri, Cyprinodontiformes, Rivulidae. Gene Ontology annotation, molecular function: heme binding; oxidoreductase activity, acting on paired donors, with incorporation or reduction of molecular oxygen, reduced flavin or flavoprotein as one donor, and incorporation of one atom of oxygen; iron ion binding.